UCCAAGUUCUUUUGUUUUCAUCACCAAUUUCAUUCCUGACAUUUAUAGACUCUUCAUGAGUGACCGUAACUUUAUACAAUGUGAAGCUCUUCUGGAUAGAGUCCAUUUAGACUAUUAUUGUCUAUCACUUUUACCUCCUUACGAAUCGCCGGGUACAAUAAAUACCACCAAACUUUCCGAUCACGUUUCGCCAUCGUCAGGCAAUACUUGAUUGAUGCAUCUACACAUAAAUAUUAAUGAAAAGGGGCACAACUUUCGAUGCGCCAAGGACUGUGCUCAAAAUAAGAAUUGUCAUACCAAAUACAGCUCCACAUUAUAUUGAAUAUUACAUGGAAACAUCCUGGGCGUCCUGGGCGUCUUGGACUUGGGCAUCCCAUCAAGAUCUAGGCGCAUGCGGGUUGCUAACUUCGUGAACACACCAACAGCUGCAAAUCUCUCAGAAUGUCGGGGUGUGAGGUGGACCCUCAGCUACUUCUGCUGCGUCGGCAGUAUAUGCAGCUGUUUGAGCACGACUUUCUCGCUUGGCCACCAGCCAAGUUUCUCAAGAACGAAGAUGUACAAAAAUGGUUAUAUAAAUACCUAUUCGACGAAAGCAGAAAUUCAAGGCUGCCGCCUGAGAGUUAUCGAGUGCGGGUCUUGAAGAAACUCGUCACAAAGGUUGAGGAAGUAAUAGCGGAUUCAGAGCAAGGUGAAGUCUCUAAAGAGCUUGCGGCAUGUCUUGAGUCCUUCGUGACUAGAGGAGUCUCGUCAGAAUUCCAGGCAGCUCAGGAGGAAGCAUAUGUGACAUUCACUUGCCUACCAGAGAAGUAUAAUCCAGACGAUAACCAUGACUGCCACUCGGAACCUACAAUCACACUACUAGAACGGCGACACUUGGUAUCAGGUUCGCAAAUAACGGGUUUCCGUACCUGGGAAGGAUCUCUUCAUCUAGGCUCGUACUUCCUAACUGAUGCUGGGUCGCGAAUUGUCCGCGGAAAGAGCAUCUUGGAGCUUGGCGCUGGCGCUGGGUUUCUCAGUAUCCUCUUGGCUAGGCAUUUACACGCAAAUCAUGUCACUACUACAGACGGCGAUGAAGCAGUCGUCGAAGCCGUGAAGGAAAAUUUCGCACUGAAUGGCCUUGCUGACCAAGAGAAAGUCCGAACGGGAACUUUGACAUGGGGCCGCAACCCUUGGGAGACGUGGAUCAAAGACGAUUGUGACACUAAUCCAUAUGACAUCGUAAUCGGCGCCGAUAUUACAUAUGACAAAAUAGCAAUAUCGGCGCUGGUAUCGACAUUGCAUCAACUCAUUGAUAAAAGCCCGAAGCUUAGAGUUGUUAUAGCUGGUGUCGUCCGGAAUGCUGAAACCUUUCAAAAAUUCAGAGAUGAAUGUGCCCAGCACCGCUUCACCGUUGAAGAUAUCAAGUUCGAACCUAAGCCGAUACGUCAACAAAAAUCACUCUUCUAUGCGGCGGCUAUGCCCAUCAAAAUAUUAUCCAUUGCUGGACCUGGUUAAGCUGCCAGGACUCAUAUAAGCCUGUGUUUGUAGGACUUAGUCUUGACCUAAACGAGGUAUCUGUAUUGGCAGCUAUUCCUCGGGGCAGUGUAUAUAGGGCGAAGUAAGAGACACUAUAUCCCACAACCAGAGGCUUUAGAUGGUAAUCCAAUGGUAUAGAUCAUGUUUAGGUAACUAUAGUUCCGCCAUGAUGCAAAGUGAAGUGAAUAAAUCAGUUUAAACAUCAGCUCUUGGCUUCGGGUUACUUGUGUACACAAUGCAGGCCAAGAAGAUAUCAGGAUAUGAUCUGUAUCGCCUUAGGUAUGCAGAGAUUUCAUUUGUAUACAAAAGUCUUCACUCUCGUAUUCUAGCCAUUCCGUAUAAUUAAGCUAGAAUAGCAUACAUUAAUACC
This is a messenger RNA of Daldinia vernicosa, 1885 nucleotides long. Its product is annotated as putative methyltransferase-domain-containing protein. NCBI's taxonomy places the organism in Eukaryota, Fungi, Ascomycota, Sordariomycetes, Xylariales, Hypoxylaceae. The transcript is spliced from 4 exons. The coding region runs from base 442 to 1494 and encodes 350 amino acids. The record is from RefSeq and is a predicted model, not a curated record.